CCCAAGUGUCUCUGCGCAUGCAGACCUACACUAGAACUAUCUACAGGACAUCAUGUUCGUCGAUGGAUCACCUCCUCAGCCUCCUGGCGUAGGUUCUAGUACGUUUCACAUUCUAGUGUGGUGUUUUGCAAUCGCAGCCAUCUUUGGCAACGUGCUGGUGCUGCUAUGGCGCUGCGGAAGGAAGGAGUCACGCCUGCAACUUCUCUCUCUACUAAUCGUCAGUCUCGCCGUUGCUGAUAUUCUCUGGUCUUGCCACUACCUCAUCCAAGAAGUGAUGCUCUUGCCUGCUCUAUACGCUGGCAAACACGACACUUUCGAUUUCACUUCUCGAGAUGAAGCUCUCUGCCUCACAGUCACUUUCUUGUCUUUUACGAGUUGUAGUGCAGUAAUGACUACAGCCGUUGGCAUAGCUCUCCACACCCUCUUACAUCUUGUUGUUCAUCGUGGAAAGAUUAUUGUUUACAUAGUUGUGCUUAUCAGCUGGAUGUUUUGUUUGGCGUUAGGAACUUUGAUGACUCUUCAAAUGAAUGACGCCGUCCAGCAUUUUAAUAGGAGUAUGUCUGCGAGUACCUUCUCAUUGAUGGCAACAUUUGGUUGCAUGGGAGGAACGAAUCCUGCUUCCUAUCCGAUCAUUGUUACCUCCAUCAACGCAGUGGCUUCUGUUGCAUGUAUUAUCAUCUACAGUCUUUUGUGCUACAGACUGAGAAAAUUCAACGCUAAUGUUGCUACUACAGAACUGAAGCAUUUGCGUAUAAGACUAACGGUUAUAGUUGUAGUGAAUGUGAUCGUCUGGUGGCCAGCUUGUAUCAUUUAUUGGUAUAGUUAUGUCAGGGACGAGACUGUGUUCAAUGGUAAGCUGAGCUUGGAUGCUCCAUUGCCUAUCAUGAUGUUGACUGUGGUCGUGAGCUUGAUUAAUCCGUUAAUCUACACAAUAGCUUCAAAACGUGUCUCUAAUGUAAUCAAAAACGUCUGCGUUUUAAUAUGUUGUCAUGGCAACAGUAAACGACAAAGACUAAUUGUUAGAGACGAGGAUGAAAAUGAAUCAAGAUGUGGUUGCUCUGUUGUUUGUCAGAUGAUUUUUCGAGUUCGAGGAAGAGCUGAUUUUGGGAAAGGAACUCAAUCAAUAGGAAAUACCACAGAUCAGACGACAUCAAGUCACUUGUUUUCGGAAAUUGACUAUUUUCAAAUUGAAAUGGACCAACUGCCAUCUGAAUCAGUCUAGAUUGCGGUAAUUAUGUAUAACCAUGCUGCUAGUAUUUUAAGUAAACUUUUACUGAAACGCAUGCCAUGCUUUAUGUGUUUUUCAAAUAUAGAUGAAAUUAAGAUUA
Messenger RNA from Corticium candelabrum, 1328 nucleotides. RefSeq lists its product as uncharacterized. Bases 53 to 1222 code for a protein of 389 amino acids. The transcript has a single exon. NCBI's taxonomy places the organism in Eukaryota, Metazoa, Porifera, Homoscleromorpha, Homosclerophorida, Plakinidae. The record is from RefSeq and is a predicted model, not a curated record. Gene Ontology annotation, molecular function: G protein-coupled peptide receptor activity. Gene Ontology annotation, cellular component: plasma membrane. Gene Ontology annotation, biological process: adenylate cyclase-activating G protein-coupled receptor signaling pathway; hormone-mediated signaling pathway; activation of adenylate cyclase activity.